Molecule: messenger RNA, 1607 nt
Organism: Gigantopelta aegis
Lineage: Eukaryota; Metazoa; Mollusca; Gastropoda; Neomphalida; Peltospiridae
Product: putative nuclease HARBI1
Source: RefSeq, a predicted model, not a curated record
AUGGCUAGAACUGGGAGAAGGAGAAGACGGUUGUUACAUAAUGUAAGGAAUAUUAUUGUUAGAAAGCCAAGGAUUUUUAAAGAUAGAUCAAAUUCACUUGAGGAUUUGUCCGCGGAAUGUGUUUUUCCUUUUCGUCUUUUACCUGCAACAAUUAUGUACAUUACCGGUUUGUUGGCUGUUCCAUUGGAACGCCGAACGCUGAGGAAUGUUUCGAUUCCUCCCCUGAAUCAAGUGUUGAUUUGUUUGCGUUUUUUGGCAUGUGGUUCAAACCACAUGUUGCUGGGCGAUGCCAUGAACGUUUCCCGGGCUAGUGUUGGCCGUAUCGUCGUCAGUGUCUGUACGGCAUUAGGUAACAUCGCUGGACGAUUUCUACACCUACCAAACAACGAAGACAUUAAUAGUACAAAACAAUCAUUUGCAUUCAUUUCAGGUUUUCCUAAUGUUGUUGGUUGCAUAGAUGGUACUCAAAUAAGAAUUCAGGCACCCAACAAAAACGAAGAGGAUUUUGUAAACAGGAAGGGAUAUCAUUCUCUAAAUGUUCAGAUGAUCUGUGAUCCAUGGUUUCGCAUAAUGGACUAUGUAUCCAAAUGGCCAGGUUCCGUCCAUGAUAACAGAAUCUUCAGACAGUCUGCUGUGUGUGCUCAUUUUGAGAGAGGUAUUAAACAAGGAAUUUACAUAGAUAUCAAAGUUUUGAAAUAUGUUAAUAUAUAUUUUAUGGUACAAAACAGGUAUAUGAAAUGUUCAACCAUAGACAGAAUGAACUUACCAGAAGUCUACUACAACACCAUUUUAUGUUCAUGUUAUGCUGUCCAAUGUAUGCCAUGUCAUUUUGUAUCAUCAAUAUAUAAAAUAAAUUAUUUGAAUUCAAUAUCAAUGUGCAUUCUAAAACGACGUUUUGCAUGUCUUCAUAAUGAAAUUAGAUCUAAGCCUGAGUUUGUUUGUAAAUUUGUAAUUGCAUGUUGUGUUUUACACAAUAUCGGUAUUGACAGAGGUGAUGUUUGUUCAUUUGAAUUUCCCGAUUUAAAUGAUUUACAAAAUGAUAUCAUUCACACAGAUGGUGAUGGUGCUCAUAUGCGUGAGCACAUCACCAAUACCUAUUUCUCUUGAAGGCAUAUUUCCACAGACACUAAUGCAUCACAAAGCAAAACAAGUAAUUGAAAAUGUAUACUCUUAAUUUGUAUUCAUUAAUCUUCAAUGCUAUAAAUUGUCAAGAAUGUUAAUGUUAAUCAAGGAAUAUGUUGGUCUACAAAUUAAUAAAUUUUCAGCGUAUCAAAUGAAUAAAACAUUUCAUUAUAAUCCAAUAUUAUGAGAAAAAAAAGCACAAAGGAAGUCAUUUAUUAUGUCGAAUGUCAAUGGAAACAUGCCUUUACUAAAAGUACAUUCAAAAUUGUUGAGACAACAUUGGUUUCUAACAUAAUUAAAGAAAUUUUUCUUCAAUAUUAUUUGUUGAAAUGUUUGGAGUUAAAAUCCUGUCACAUGUAUUACAAACAUUAGGAUGAUAAAUACAUUGAUAUUGUAACAAAUGAUAAAAGUCAUUUCUAUCAUUAAAAACGCUACAUGAAGUUACAAUGGUCACAUAUCUAAUGUAUACCAGUGGUAAGUCCCUG